Molecule: messenger RNA, 2140 nt
Organism: Cydia fagiglandana
Lineage: Eukaryota; Metazoa; Arthropoda; Insecta; Lepidoptera; Tortricidae
Gene: Chk2
Product: ovarian-specific serine/threonine-protein kinase Lok-like
Exons: 9
Coding region: 46-1623 (525 amino acids)
Biological process (GO): protein phosphorylation
Molecular function (GO): ATP binding; protein kinase activity; protein binding
Source: RefSeq, a predicted model, not a curated record
UGCUUUAGUUACAAUAGGGACUGGGUUUCAACGUAUUAUUUAAGAAUGGGUGAAGAAAGCCAGGCGACACAAACGCAAACCCAGAAUUCGCAGAUAGAAUGGAGUCAACCUACCACUCCAAGCAGCAUACCGACAAUAUGGGGUAGACUUUAUUCGACAAAACUUUCAUUGAAAGGCAAGCUGUGCUGGAAAGCUUCUAGUUACCCCGAAUACUAUGAUCUCAUACAGCCAGAGUUCAGCCUUGGAAGGGCUCUUUCAUGCACAUUCGUUAUGAAGAAAGAUAUAAUUAAGGAAGAUAUCAUAAAAAAUAUUAGCAAGCAGCAUUUUAUGAUUAGAAGAGACAUGGCGGAGCCCCUUAGCCCUGCUAUUAUAACAGAUCUGUCCUACAAUGGCACUUUUUUAAAUGGUGAAAAGAUUGGCAAAGGCAAUAGCAGAGUCCUAGACGACAAUGAUGAAAUAUCUGUCACCCAUCCUGCUGUAAAAAUUUUUAUUUUCAAAGACUUAUUGAAGGAACAGGAUAAAGUGCCCACGGAAAUUUCACAGAAAUACUAUAUCUCAAGGAUACUUGGCCAGGGAGCUUGUGGGCUAGUCAAGUUAGUGUAUGACAAGACAAAAUGCACCAAGCAUGCUAUGAAAAUCAUUAAAAAAAGCCGAAUGACUAAUGGACAAGUUAAUAAUCUGAAUAAUCCGGAGAAAAUCAGGAAUGAAAUAAAUAUUAUGACUGCCUUAAGGCAUCCAUGUAUAAUAUCUACGGAAGCUGUGUAUGACUCGCGUGAAGCCGUGUACAUCAUCCUGGAGCUCAUGCAAGGCGGUGAACUGUUCGACAGGAUCACUAAACAUGGACGUCUGACUGAAAAACUGACAAGAUUCCUGUUCAGACAGAUGGUGCUGGCUGUCAAGUAUCUGCACUCUCAGGGCAUCACUCACAGAGACCUUAAACCUGAGAAUGUGCUAUUAGAGAGCAAAGAUGACGAGACACUGGUGAAAAUCAGCGAUUUUGGCCUGAGCAAGUUUGUUGGUGAGGACAGCUUCAUGAAAACCAUGUGCGGAACGCCACUUUAUUUGGCUCCAGAAGUAUUAAAGGCUAACGGAAAAGGAUAUGGACCCGAGGUUGAUGUUUGGAGUCUGGGUGUAAUUUUUUUCGUAUGCCUGGCAGGCUACUUGCCUUUUUCAGCGGAUUAUUCGGACAUGUCUCUUCGAGACCAAAUAGUAACGGGCCGAUUUCGCUUCUCCGCGGCCCACUGGGAAGGGAUUAGUCUCCGGGCCAAACAACUUAUGAAGAAAAUGCUGACUGUCCCAGUUGAAAGGAGAAUAACGCUUGACCAAAUUCUGAGGCAUAGCUGGAUGCAGGAUGUUGAAGUUAUAAACAGAGUUGACAGGCUUCUGAUUCAAUCUGUUCAAGUGAGGCAAUUCAGCCAGCUUUCCGUCUCCUCAAUGAACUCCGACGAAGAGAACAACAGUAACGCAGACAACGUAACUGUCAUAAGACUGGUGGCUAAAGGGAAGCGCGGUCUGAGCGACAGUUUCAGCAGUUCAUGUGAACCUAUCCCGAAGAAACUGAGGAUAGAACUGUCAUCCAUGGAUGAAGACACUAGCUCAGCUAAUAGCUUGAGCAGCCCAUGAAGCUAAGGUCUGAUAGUAUGUAAGUUUACCCUAGGUUACCAGUGCUCUCUUGUUAGGGAACAUGUCCAUACUACUUGACCCAUUUUUCACAACUAUUUCUUCGGUGACCGACUCGUCACACUUUUCGCGUAGUAACUAACUCGAACGUAUGACUUUAAUUAUUUGCAAACAGAAAGUUAUAGCAAAAAAUGUGUCAUGUUCCCUUACCAGAUUGCAGUGGAUAAUAAUGAUUAUUGUGAUGUUUCUACCUCGUGAAUCUAUUACCUUUAUAAUAGUUUGAAAAUGUUUUAAUUACAUGUUGUAUUGAGUCGGGGCCUUUGAGUUUUAUGACGUUUAUUUUACUAAUUAUUAAAACCAUUGCAAGCAAGUGUGAAAUGUCUAAAAAGACACCACAUCAAAGGCCCUUAAAUCUGUUUUUAUAUUUGUUGAUAUGAUUGAUUCUUAUCCAAUUAAUAUGCUAAUAAGUGAUUUUUGUGCUGUGUAUCAAUAACAAGCAACAUUGUUAUUGUUGUCUAAA